Messenger RNA from Perkinsus marinus ATCC 50983, 1599 nucleotides. RefSeq lists its product as hypothetical. Lineage: Eukaryota; Perkinsozoa; Perkinsida; Perkinsidae. The coding region runs from base 1 to 966 and encodes 321 amino acids. The record is from RefSeq and is a predicted model, not a curated record. The transcript is spliced from 10 exons.
AUGCCUGCACCUUCUAGUGCACCGCAGCUAAUGGGCCCCCAGAUGGGUAUGCAAUAUCAACAGGUUCCAUAUCCCUCUGCUACUCAGCAGCAAUCUCCCCAGAUGAUGCAAACCAUGCCUACCAUGCCCUCGGCUUAUGGCAUGAUGGAUAAUACUCCUAUGAAUACAGCUCCUAAUCCAGGCAUGGCGGCGUCUUUGCAACAUCAGCAACGCAUGCAAUUCAUACAGUCUCAGCAACAGCAAGUACUCAUUACACUGAAAACACAGCUAGACACGGUGCUGGCUAAUCCUAACCUCUUGCAGGACGUUGCAGCGAUGCAUCAAUUAAAGGACACAAUGAGUAUGGCCAUGGAGGCACCUAAUGCUACGAUACAAAUGGAUGAGCAAACCAGACAGAAUGAACAAGCAGCACAAUUCAUCAGAUUCAUGCAGAGCCAGAUUUCUGAAAUGUUAACAAAUCCCCGAGUAGCCUCUAAUCCCGAGCUCCUCCAACAGUUGAAUACCCAGAUGAACCAACUACGCUUGAUCACAAUGCAGCAGGUUGCAUCUGAACAGUUGUCAACCAAUCCUGUCACAGCCUUGAGUUUGGCUACUGCGCCUAACUCUGGCGCCAAGACUCUCACUACUGAUGAUAUACGAAGCAUUUUGGAAAGUGCAAUGCUCGAUUCGGAGAGUGAGGAUAGUGAAGAUGAUGAGGACAGUGAAGAGGGUGAGGGGGGAUCCGAUGAUGCUACUGAGUGGUGGGGCGAUGAUAUCCCGAGGAAAGGAGGAAAAGGAGAUAUGAUGCAGAAUGAGAAGCAUGUUAGCUUUGGAGAGGGCUCUCCGAAGAAGGGUUGCAUGAAGAAGGGGUCCGAUCCGUCUUUGUCGGAGAGUAACCCUUUCAAAGAGCCAGAGGGUGAGGACGAGACCAUUCCUGGGGACAAAAAGGUCCGAAACUCGUCCCGUACACUGAGGAAUGGUACUUAGUGCUGCUGCAGCUGCUUGUGACUCAAUGUCAAUCAUAGGACGCAAGGCUUCGAGAAAGAGUGGUUCUUCUGAUGAGAAGAGCCUUACCAAAUGGAUGAAGCAAUUGAUGGCUGCUCAGUCCCAGUUGGGUAAGUUGUUGCAAUUGUGCCUUGUAGCUAGUUAUGCUCGCCUCACUGAUCCAUCUUCUCUAUCGUGCAGGAUCAUCUGCUAGCAUGCCGUCCAAUACCGUCUUUCCUAAUAAUAGCACUCCGGUUUUACCUAGCGUCUACCAUAUGAGUCAAGGCGCAGCUCCCCUACCAAUGCAAAGUAUGCCCACUGUUAUGCCGCCUAGUGGAUAUCCAGUCCCAUCGACUGCAGUUGGCGGGGUACCUCCAAUGACACCCUACCCUAAUCCUCCUACACCUUAUCCUCAACAGCAGCAACCACCCUACUAUUAAAGGACCAAGGAUCGAGAUGUUUUGAUGCUAACAAUCUUUCAUUUUGUAUGUCUACCUUUGGGCGAGUAUUGUGUGCACUCUAUGCUCUAGAAGGGUAACAGAUUGAUAAGCUGGUGCCUAGCAAUAUCACCACCUAGUAGAUGUCUGGUCUAUUGUCCGCUAUCACCCUUCCCAACCGUCAAGUGCGUACUGCUUC